AUGCUUAAGCCUCAAGCAAACGCCCAUCGGGAGGUCAUCUCUCUAGACGGAACUUGGAACUUCGCGCUGGCCUCGUCAACUGAGCCCGACGAGGAAGCAGCCUGGAAGGGCAAACUCCCUUCCAAGCUACAGGUCCCGGUGCCAGCGAGUUACAAUGACAUCUUCCUCGAGUCUCACAUCCGCAACCACAUGGGGUGGGUGUACUACCAAAGGCACGCGACUGUCCCGAAGAUGUGGGCUGGGCGUCGAUACAUCCUCCGUCUCGAUGCUGCGACUCAUCGAGGACGUGUGUAUGUCAACAACCAAUUCGUCACGGAGCACGUUGGCGACUACAUGCCAUUUGAGGCAGGCCUUACCGAAGUCGUCUCGCCAGGCCAGAAGUUCUGUCUGACCGUCGCCGUCAGUAAUGAGCUGGGCUGGCAUACCAUCCCACCCGGAAGGAUCGAGACCGUCAACGGCAAACGGAAACAGCAUUACCAGCACGACUUCUUCAACUACCCGGGCCUGGCCCGGUCAGUUUGGCUGUACUGCGUCCCUAAGGAGUACAUCAAUGACCUCACGGUCGUCACGGACGUCACCAACGAUGGCAAAUCUGGUUCUGUUCACUUUCAGGUCGGAACAAAUCAGUCAUCUAAAGAUCUUCAAGUGGUGGUUUCACUCUUGGAUGAAGACGACAACGUCGUUGGCCGUUCACAAGGCCAACAGGGCCAGCUGGCCGUCGAAUCGGUUCACCUCUGCAACCAGGGGCCGCAUAUCUCUACCAGCUGCGGGUCGAACUCCUCAACGACCAAGGCGCCUUCACAGAUUCAUACGAGCUACCCGUCGGAAUCAGAUCCGUUCAAAGUCUUCAUCAACAACAAGUCCUUCUACUUUACAGGGUUCGGGAAACACGAAGACACGGCCAUCCGAGGCAAGGGCCACGACGCCGCCUACAUGAUCCACGACUUCGAGCUGAUGAAGUGGACCGGCGCAAACUCCUUCCGCACGGCCCACUACCCGUACGCGGAAGAGGUCCUCGAGUACGCCGAUCGCCACGGCGUGGUGGUCAUUGACGAAACGGCCGCCGUCGGGCUGAACCUGUCCAUCGUCGCCGGGCUGCACGGCGGGAGGAAGACGCCGACCUUCUCCCCGGACACCAUCUCCGACGCGACGAGGGCGAACCACGAGCAGGCGAUUCGCGAGCUCGUCGCCCGCGACAAGAACCACCCGUCCGUCGUCAUGUGGGCCGUCGCCAACGAGCCGGCCGCGCGCGAGUACUUUGAGCCCCUGAUGGCCCUCGCCCGGCGGCUGAAUCCCACGCGCCCCCUGUGCUACGCCAACGAGUACCAGGCGAGCGUCGACAAGUGCCUCAUCUCGGACCUGUUCGACGCUGCCGAGCAAGGCCUCGAGAAAGAGCUCCUGGACUGGGAGGACAAGUUCCGCAAGCAUAUCAUCAGGUCCGAGUACGGCGCCGACACGCUCGCGGGCCUGCACACGAUUGGCGACGUCCCGUGGUCCGAGGAGUACCAGAGCAGGGUGCUGGAGAUGAGCCACAGGGUCUUUGACCGUGUUGACAGCGUCGUGGGGGAGCACGUCUGGAACUUUGCCGACUUCCAAACCCCGUCCAGUUUCAUCUUCUGGGUGGACGGCAACAAGAAGGGUGUCUUCACAAGGGACCGGAGGCCCAAGAUGGCGGCACAUGUGCUGAGGAAGAGGUGGACAGAACAAAAGCCCAAGGAACAUACCCCUUAA
Molecule: messenger RNA, 1731 nt
Organism: Colletotrichum spaethianum
Lineage: Eukaryota; Fungi; Ascomycota; Sordariomycetes; Glomerellales; Glomerellaceae
Product: beta-glucuronidase
Exons: 3
Coding region: 1-1731 (576 amino acids)
Biological process (GO): glucuronoside catabolic process; carbohydrate metabolic process
Molecular function (GO): carbohydrate binding; beta-glucuronidase activity
Source: RefSeq, a predicted model, not a curated record